This is a messenger RNA of Xiphias gladius (swordfish), 2134 nucleotides long. RefSeq names its product PAF1 homolog, Paf1/RNA polymerase II complex component (gene paf1). The record is from RefSeq and is a predicted model, not a curated record. Lineage: Eukaryota; Metazoa; Chordata; Actinopteri; Istiophoriformes; Xiphiidae. The coding region runs from base 202 to 1815 and encodes 537 amino acids. Gene Ontology annotation, molecular function: chromatin binding; RNA polymerase II complex binding. Gene Ontology annotation, cellular component: Cdc73/Paf1 complex. Gene Ontology annotation, biological process: transcription elongation by RNA polymerase II. The transcript is spliced from 14 exons.
AGCAAAUCCUGUUCAGAGCUGUGAGUCCGAUACACCACCGGGUCUUCGUCCUAUUCUGCCGGGACAGAAUAAAAAUGCAUUGUGGUAGAAGUUAAAUUUAACAGUUGUAUGUGAUUUUGGUUGACAUCAGGCGUGGUUGUGUUGAUUUGCUUGUGCAAACAAAGAACUUUGUUUUCGGUUGUGAGCAGUUUUUUCAUAAACAUGGCUCCAACGAUUCAGACACAAGCUCAACGAGAAGACGGACACAGUAGGCCGUCCUCUCACAGAACUGUCCCAGAGAGGUCAGGAGUUGUCUGUCGAGUGAAGUACUGCAACAGCCUGCCUGACAUCCCUUUUGAUCCCAAGUUCAUCACCUAUCCAUUUGAUCAGCACAGGUUUGUACAGUAUAAAGCCACUUCUCUAGAGAAGCAACACAAGCAUGAGCUCCUGACUGAGCCAGACCUUGGGGUCACCAUUGAUCUCAUCAACCCAGACACCUACCGCAUAGACCCCAACAUAUUGUUGGAUCCUGCUGAUGAAAAACUGUUGGAAGAGGACAUCCAGGCUCCAUCCAGUUCAAAGAGGUCACAGCAGCAUGCCAAAGUAGUCCCAUGGAUGAGAAAGACAGAAUAUAUUUCUACAGAGUUUAACAGAUAUGGCGUUUCCAAUGAGAAAGUGGAAGUCAAGAUUGGUGUAUCUGUCAAACAACAGUUUACAGAGGAAGAGAUCUAUAAAGACAGAGACAGCCAGAUUUCUGCUAUUGAGAAGACAUUUGAGGAUGCACAGAAAUCGAUUACGCAGCACUACAGUAAACCCAGAGUUACUCCUGUGGAGAUACUACCUGUGUUCCCUGACUUCAAGAUGUGGAUCAACCCAUGUGCUCAGGUCAUCUUUGACUCUGAUCCUGCACCUAAAGACAUAUCAGGACCAGCAGGAGUGGAAAUGAUGUCUCAGGCCAUGAUCAGAGGUAUGAUGGAUGAGGAAGGAAAUCAGUUUGUGGCCUACUUCCUGCCCAAUGAAGACACACUUCGGAAGCGCAAGAGAGACUUUGAGGAAGGCAUGGAUUAUAUGCCUGAGGAUCUGUACGAUUACAAGAUAGCCAGGGAGUACAACUGGAACGUCAAGAACAAAGCCAGCAAGGGUUAUGAGGAGAACUACUUCUUUAUCUUCAGAGAUGGAGAUGGUGUUUACUACAAUGAGCUCGAGACAAGGGUGCGUCUGAGCAAGAGAAGAGCCAAGGCUGGAGCACAGUCAACCACAAACGCUGUGCUGGUGUGCAAGCACAGAGAGAUGAACGAGAAAGAGCUUGAGGCUCAGGAAGCACGUAAAGCUCAGCUGGAGAACCAUGAGCCAGAAGAUGAAGAGGAAGAUAUGGACAUGGAUAAGGACAUGCAGGACUCGGGUGAUGAGAAAGAGAAGGGCAGCGGCAGUGAGGCAGAGAACUCUGUUAGUGAAUCUGAGAGGGAGGAUGAAGACCGGGAACAAAGGGGAGAAGAUGACGAAGAGGAUGAGGACAGAGGGAAGAGAAGGAGGAAAGCAAGCGGCAGUGGAAGUGAAAGCGGCGAGGAGAGGACCAGAGAGAUGCGAGACGAGGAAGAGAUCUUCGGCAGUGACGAUGACAGUGACGACAACGAGCCGAAGAACUCAGCCAGGAGCAGCGGGGACGAGGGCAGUGGAAGUGAUGAUGAUGAAGGAGGGAACAGAGGAGGCAGCAGGAGUCGCAGUGCGUCUCCGGCACACAGCGACCGCAGCAGUGACCAUUCAGAGACCCAGGCUCAGAGUGGGAGUGGAAGUGACAGAGGCUCAGACUCCAGUGAUGCCAGUGACAGUGAAUGAGAUGUGUGGUCCGGACAGCAUGGUGACGGCCACCUAUCUUAUCUGUAUGUUCAGCUAUAAACAUUGAUGAUGAAAUAUCCAAUGAAAUUUGUGAGCAAGAUGCUCAUUGGUUUUUGGUUUGGGGACUCCUCUCUUCAAUCCAGUUUUUUAGAUUUAGCUCAAGCACCAGUAGUUAUUUGUAAACCAUUCCUCUGUUUUUGUCUGUCAAAUAUCCAGUAUAGGAUCGUGUAAAAAUGUGUCUGUCCUCUCAGCUUUUGACAUGUCAUUGUGUGGCAGCAUUGAAACUGAUAAUAAAUUACAGGUGGCAUUUUGUAGGAAA